This is a messenger RNA of Cynara cardunculus var. scolymus (artichoke), 1344 nucleotides long. Its product is annotated as protein FAR-RED IMPAIRED RESPONSE 1-like. The transcript is spliced from 5 exons. Bases 356 to 988 code for a protein of 210 amino acids. Lineage: Eukaryota; Viridiplantae; Streptophyta; Magnoliopsida; Asterales; Asteraceae. The record is from RefSeq and is a predicted model, not a curated record.
GGGUUGAUCGAGUUGUAACGAUCGCACCCAAAACCCCAACGACGAAAGUGUAUCAAUUACAUCGAAUUUACCAAAUAUGAUCCAAUUUGAAGGGAGGAUAAGUAGAUACAAAUUCUAGGGUUCGAUUCUUCAAUUCAGAGCCAUCUUCCCCUCUCUCAGUCCCUCAUUGCUCACAUUCCACCAUGCUGCCACCAUAGCCGCCAUCGAAGCUUACUGCACCACCUCCGACGACUCACGCACCAACGUUGAAUUGUUCAAGUUUAUGCUGCCCUCCGAAUUCUGGACCUUUUGAUUUAACACAAUCUAGGUGUCAGCAAGGGGAUAUUGCUUGGAACAACAUUCAAGAAGGCUAUCCAUGGAUGACAAAAAACAAAUGUUAUUGGAGGAUGAUAUUGAAAAACUAGAAGUGCCUGUUCAGGGGGAACUAAGUCUAUGUGAAGCUGACAAAAAUCAGGAACCAUGUGAGGGUAUGCUAUUUGAUUCAGAGGAGGCAGCAAGAGCAUUUUAUGAUGAUUAUGCAGGGCGGAUGGGUUUUGUUACUCGUGUUUUAUCUUCUCGGAAGUCAGAGAGGGAUGGAACAAUAAUUUCCCGUGGACUUGGAUGUAGAGGGGAGUCAGAAAAUCAUAAAAACGAGAGCAUUAUGGUCCAGAAGAAAAAUAAGGGCAGAGAAGGUUGUAUGGCAAUGAUUUUAGUGAAGAGAGAGAAACCUGGGAAUUGGGUCGUUAGGAAAUUUGUAAGGGAACAUAACCAUCCACUUCAUGUCUCAAUUUCAAAGAGACGCCCAGCUUUUGAUGAGAAAGACAAGAGAAUUCAGGAACUAACUGCUGAACUGCGUGUAAAGAAGCGGUUGAGUGCAGCAUACAGAGAACAACUUCUUGCUCUAAUGAAAGAUGUUGAUGGUCACAAUGAACAUAUAUCCACAAAAGUUCAACUUGUACGUAAUAAUCUAAAAAAACUUGAAGAGAAUGGACACAUCCAUCACAGAUAGGCCAACCACCAUAUGUUUGGUACAGGCUUCGGUUUGGCAUGCUCGUUGCAUAAACUAGCAGUAAACAGAGCUCGGCUCGUAUAAUCGUGUAAGUAAACAUCGUCAAAGCUGGUGGAUCAGUAGAAAAAGUUAGUAAAAUAACCAAGUCCAAAAUGAUGCCCUCAGAGGCUGGUGUUAAUGUAUAUAGAGGUAACCAAAGUUGUAUGCAACUAUUUGUUAGCGAACGUGUUGGACUAGAAAUUAUGACCCCUGUUGAUAUCGUUCUCCAACACUGUAUGGCGCAAGGAUCCUAUACAAUGAGUAUUCGUGUCGCUGAUAGUGAAAUGGAAGUCAACAUGAUCUCUUGAUUCCUUGAA